This is a messenger RNA of Prunus mume (Japanese apricot), 1513 nucleotides long. The record is from RefSeq and is a predicted model, not a curated record. Lineage: Eukaryota; Viridiplantae; Streptophyta; Magnoliopsida; Rosales; Rosaceae.
GAGAAAAAAUUUGGGUGGGUGUCCAGUUCACACUAGGAUUCUGUUUCCUCUUUACAAUAGGAUAGAUCGCUUUUGUCCUGUAGCUCAAACCGGGUGAAAAAAACUCUUUAUAAAAAGGGAGCCCUACCCCAUCAGCUAACAAUUACGAUCAAAUUUCUUCAAUGGAAUCGAAUCAGCCAUCACGAUCAAAUCUGAAACGCAAGGUGAUCUCCGAAGAGUCCGAUUCCGAUUCCGAUUCCGGCAAACCCACAGCGGAAAAGAGGCUUAGGUUUCCAAAGGGGAAGAAGGCGAGGCUGGGAGAUGAGGCGGUAAAUAUACGCAGAGCUGAGGACGACGACGAGAUUGGGAUUGGGAUUGGGUUGGCGGACCCUCAUUCUGCCGCCAAAGAGCGAGAGAAGCGACGGAGCCAGAGAAAUCACGACAGGUUUGGGGAGGAUGGGAUUGGCGAAGAUGUGUCCAAGGCGGAAGUUUCAUACGAAGGAUUGGACUCUGAGAACUUGAUGGAGGGUGGGAUUCCAAUAGAGCCUUUCAACUUGGAUAAGGAGAGGGAAGAGGGUUAUUUUGAUGCGGAUGGGAAUUUUGUUGAAUAUGCCCCCAAUGAGAAGAACCAGGUCAAGGAUGCUUGGCUUGAUAGUGUUGAAGCUGGUGAGACAAAAUUAUAUGCUCGGAAAACAGAAGAUGAAGAUGGUGAUGGUGAAGAUUUACCUUUGUCGGAUGGUGAUGAUAUUGGGAAGAUUAAACGGCGCAUUGCUAAUGUGCUGGGGGAUGGAGAGACUGUUUUGCAGGCUUUGAGGAGGUUGAAGGGAGCUUCUUCUUCUGCAAGGAACAAGAAGGAGAAGAUGCCCGCUGAGACAAAGCGGGUUUUUGAUCAGUUGACAGAGGAUGCUGUGACCCUGAUGGACAAGUAUGGGGAGUACAAUGUGAAUCAUGAGAAGAGGGAGAUUUUUGAGCGUGAGGCUCAAGGGUACGAGAGUUUAGCUAGGGCAAGAAGCCAAGGCGCGGCAUUGGGUACAAAUAAUGGUGCUGAAUCUGCUGGAGAUGAAUAUGAUAUGUUUGGUGAAGAUGAUGAAGAUGCAACUGCUCAAGCAUCGAAUUCGGAUGGGGUUGGUCCAUCGCAAUUGGAGAAUGAUUAUUUGUUUGAUGAGUCUUCUGGGUACUAUUAUAGCAGCAGUUUGGGGUAUUAUUAUGAUCCAUCUACUGGACUCUAUUGCUCUGCUGCUUCUGGGCUAUGGUACUCGUUCAAUGAGGAGACUGGAGCAUAUGAUGAAAUCACUCACCAUGGCCAGGCUGCUGCUGCUGCUGAUGCUGAGACCGGUGCAAAUUGAAAAUUUAUGGUUUAGAAUUUAGAUUCAUAUUGAUGUCUACCUUUUUUUUCCUUAACAAAACAGAAACUUCUGAAACUAAAGGCCAAAUAUUGAAAAGGUCAAGAACUCUCAAAUUAUAUAAUCUAGUUGUAAUUCACUGUAUUCAAAUUACAGAAUGGGAUUUUUUUAUAUAUAAAUAUUGUUGAGAA